Oikopleura dioica is the source of this 306-nucleotide messenger RNA. NCBI's taxonomy places the organism in Eukaryota, Metazoa, Chordata, Appendicularia, Copelata, Oikopleuridae. The record is from the annotation of a GenBank genome assembly.
AUGAUCGAGAUCAAAAAUUACGGAGAGCUAGAAAAGCUGAUCGAAAAAGAAGAAGUUGUUAUUGGCGUCUGUCUGGCAGACUGGAGCAGAUUGUGCAGAAAUAUCAAAAAGGAGCUGCCAGAGAUUGCGAAAAAAUACGAAAACAUCAAAUUUGCCGCGAUAAACGAUAAUGCUUACGACAUCAGAAAGAAGUACUCGAUCGCCUCUUUUCCUACUUGGCUGAUUUUCAAAAACUCGAAGCUGAUUUCGGAAAUUUCGACUUCAAGCGAACAUAUUCUUCAAUCGCGAAUUUCUGCUGUUCUAUAA